CUCAUGUACAGUUCCUCACUCUUUCCACUCCAGCCACACUCAUCUUUUGGGGAUCUUCUAACUUGGGGGCUGACAAGCUUUUUCUGUAAAGGGCCAGGUGGUCAAUAUUUACUUUCUACUUUGCGAGCCACUGCAGUCUUUGUUGCCAUGACUCAACAAACACAGCCAUAGACAAGUGGCUGUGCUCCAAUAAAAAUUUACAAAGAAAGGCCGCAGGCCCUAGUUUGCUGACCCCUGCUCUAACGCAUCAGACACACGUCUGCUUCCAGUCCUCUACACCUGCCACUCGGAUAUGCACACGGCAUUCUCCCUCACUUCCUGCAGGUCUUCACUCAGUCACUUUCAGGGAGCCCUGCCCAGACACAACACAGCCACCCUCCCCAUGCCCUUUCCCUCCUUUGUUUUUCCCUUUUGCCCUUAACAUCUUCAUAUACAUAUACUUACAUAUAUAUAGUGUCCCCCCAAAAUGUAGACACACUUUAACAGUUGGUAGCUCAAUUUUGAAAAUGAAAUGUAUGUUAAUAAACAGGACCUUUAUUUUACAUAUAUAAUUUGCUUAUUGUCUGUGUCUCCACAACUCCCACUGAUUAGCAUAUAAGCUCUAAAAGGGGGGAGAAUUUUCUUUUUCUUACUCUGUCUUGUAUUUUCAGCUGCCUGAACACUGCAAGCAUUCAAUAAAUACUGACUGGAUGACUCAGGUAUAGUACAAAAUCGAGAAAAGGGUAAAUCUCCAUAAAACACUACCCAGAUCAACCCUACAUUGGGAUAAAGUUUCCCAGUAUCUAGAAAGCCCCAGGUCACUAGUUAUGUCAUAAUCGGUGAUGUCAUCAUUGGGGACAUUCUAAAGUUGCCCUCUGAUUUCAGCCUUUCUGACCUUGAAGCCUGUGGGAUCAAGGAACUUUCUGAGAGCGAGAUGGCUCUUGCUAGCAUGUGGGCUCCGCAGGCAAGGAUCAUAGGGGAUGGGCCUGACAAGGGGAAGGGCGAACAGGCCUCCCUGAACACAGAGGCCCUCCAGACGGCCUCCCUAAAGUGUGGUCCAGCGAAGCGUGCGGUGUGGGUCCACCGGAACCGCUUGGAGCCAGAAGAGUCCACGAAAUCAGAAGCCAGGGAGAAGCCCCAGGUAAAGGUGACCAAAGCGGUGGUUGUGGACCUCGGCACUGGCUACUGUAAAUGUGGCUUCGCUGGGCUGCAAAGGCCCACCCACAAGAUCUCCUCGACAGUGGGCAAGCCCUACAUGGAGACCACCAAGACUGGGGACAGACGCAAGGAGACCUUCGUGGGGCAGGAGCUCAUCCAUCCGGAGGUUCGUCUCAAGCUGGUGAAUCCCCUGCGGCACGGCGUCAUCGUGGACUGGGACUCAGUGCAGGGUAUCUGGGAAUACAUCUUCCAUAAAGAGAUGAAGAUCGCCCCAGAGGAGCAUGCGGUCUUGGUUUCAGACCCACCGCUGAGCCCACACACCAACCGAGAGAAGUAUGCCGAGAUGCUGUUUGAGACCUUCAGCACUCCUGCGAUGCACAUCGCCUACCAGUCCCGCCUGUCCAUGUACUCCUACGGCAGGACCUCCGGCCUGGUCGUGGAGGUGGGCCAUGGCGUGUCCUACGUGGUCCCCAUCUACGAAGGUUAUCCUCUGCCCAGCAUCACGGGGCGGCUGGACUAUUCGGGCUCUGAUCUGACAAACUACUUGAUGGGCCUGAUGAACAGUUCGGGAAAACACUUCACCGAGGCCCAGAAGGGCAUUGUGGAGGACAUCAAGAAGAAAUGCUGCUUUGUGGCCCUGGACCCCAUCGAAGAGAAGAGAGUCCCGGAGACGAAGCAUAUGAUCCAGUACACCCUGCCGGACGGGCAGCAGAUAUACCUGGGCCAGGAAAGGUUCCUCUGCUCCGAGAUGUUCUUCAAGCCUUCCCUGAUCAGGUCCAUGCAGCUGGGCCUCCACACCCAGACGGUGUCCUGCCUGAACAAGUGCGACAUCGCCCUCAAACGGGACCUCAUGGGGAACAUCCUGCUCUGCGGGGGGAGCACUAUGCUCAGUGGUUUCCCUAACCGUCUGCAGCGGGAGCUGAGCAGCUUGUGUCCCAAUGACACCCCCCAGGUAAACGUGUUGCCCGAGAGAGAGACUGCAGUGUGGACGGGUGGCUCCAUCCUGGCAUCGCUCCAUGGCUUCCAGCCACUGUGGGUCCACCGCUUUGAGUAUGAGGAACAUGGGCCUUUCUUCAUCUACAGAAGGUGCUUCUGAACGCGAAUGAAGCAUGGUCACUGUGGCUGCCAGGUAUCAGCUUUGCUGGGUGAGCACCCACCGCACACAUAGGCCCAGCACGUUCACUCCGACAGCAUUAAACACUCCGUUCCCCUCCACAGUGUGUUUCUCUAUUUCCUGACUUAAGAACAACUCCAUACAUGCAGCUCUGCCUUAAAAUAUACAUUUGCCAACACAAAGGGGUAGGUGGGGGGUGGAAGGACUACCUCUAAAAUGGUGCUGUCUCUUAUUUUGUGUAUUUCCCACUUUAGGAACUACUGUAUUGUUAAGAUUUGCUUGGAAGGGGAAGUAUGAUGGUAGAUUAUAUGCUGU
This is a messenger RNA of Myotis lucifugus (little brown bat), 2566 nucleotides long. RefSeq names its product actin like 7A (gene ACTL7A). Bases 914 to 2233 code for a protein of 439 amino acids. NCBI's taxonomy places the organism in Eukaryota, Metazoa, Chordata, Mammalia, Chiroptera, Vespertilionidae. The transcript has a single exon. Gene Ontology annotation, cellular component: nucleus; cytoplasm. The record is from RefSeq and is a predicted model, not a curated record.